This is a messenger RNA of Microsporum canis CBS 113480, 1560 nucleotides long. RefSeq names its product drug resistance protein. Gene Ontology annotation, cellular component: membrane. Lineage: Eukaryota; Fungi; Ascomycota; Eurotiomycetes; Onygenales; Arthrodermataceae. Gene Ontology annotation, biological process: transmembrane transport. Bases 1 to 1560 code for a protein of 519 amino acids. The transcript is spliced from 3 exons. Gene Ontology annotation, molecular function: transmembrane transporter activity. The record is from RefSeq and is a predicted model, not a curated record.
AUGGCUCAAUUCCAGCCUAAUACCUUAGUCACCCAUGGCCCUCUAGCCACGAACGCCUUCUGCACCACCGACGAUGACGCCCACGAAUGCCUCUCCAAGGCACACCUCGAGCGCCUCGGCCGCCAGCGCCCAGCCGUCUUCUCUAGCUGGCUCACCGAGGUUGGCUUCGUAUUCACUGUCGUCAUGUCCAUGAUGAUGAGCGAGUUCUUUGUUAGCGGCUUCAACAUCAUCCUGCCACCCGUCUCCGAGGCUUUGCACUUGGAUGAUUCAGCCCAGACGUGGCCUGCUGCUGUCACAAAUUUGACAAUUGCUGCGCUUCUCUUACCCUUUGCGCGGCUGUGUGACAUUUAUGGUGGCCGCACCAUCUUCCUCGCGGGCCAUGAAUCGGCUCUGCUGCCUUUUUUGCCUGCUGGUCUCUCCCUCUUGGGCUGCACAUAUCGACCUGGUCCUCGCAAGAACUUGAUAUUCGGCAUCUACGGUGCUUUUACUUGCAUCGGCUUCUAUUUUGGUAUAUUCAUUGGUUCCGUGGCGGCCGGAUUUCUCGAUUGGCGAUGGUACUUUUGGCUGGGAGGCUGCAUUGUCGGAAUUGUCGCUUUGGGUGGCAUUUUCGUCAUCCCGAAUAACCUGGAUGAUACUGAUCCAAAGGCUCGUAUGGAUUGGCUGGGUGCAAUCACCAUUGUGUCUGGGUUGGUUUUAGUCGUCUAUGCAUUAACAGAUGGCGGCCAUGCACCGGACGGUUGGGCGACGCCUUACAUUUAUGUCACUCUUAUACUCGGUGUCCUCAUUCUUGUAGGUGCCGUUUACAUCCAGGGAUGGGUCUCGAGUCAACCUCUUCUUCCCGCAGAUCUCUUUCGUCCCAAGUAUAUGAAACGUCUGAUAGGAUCCCUUUUCUGUGCCUAUGGUGUCUAUGGACUUUAUCUCUUUUACGCCAGUUUCUAUAUUGAAAACAUCCUACACGCAAGUCCCAUCCUGACGGCGGCGUGGUUUACGCCACUUGCUGUUGGUGGCGUGUUUCUCGCCAUCGGAGGAGGCUGUAUUCUUCACAUUAUCCCGAAUCAUAUUCUCAUGAUUAUUUCUGGCCUAGGGUUCAUCCUCAGUGUUUUGCUCUUUGCCCUGAUACCAGAGCAGUCCGUGUCCAGGAACCCAUCGAUUAGCUUCAUCUACUGGGCUUAUAUCUUCCCAGCCAUGGUUGGCGGAACCAUUGGCGUAGAUAUUAUUUUCAACGUAACCAACAUCUACAUUACGACGGCUAUGCCGCGACGACUCCAAGCUGCGGCUGGCGGAGUCAUAAAUAGUCUGUUAUAUGUCGGUAUUGCCUUUUGGCUGGGUAUUGGUGAACUAGCUAUAUCAACAACAGAAAGCUCAUGGGGAGAGUCUUUGCCCAAGCGCAAACAAUAUCAGAUUGGCUUUUGGACAGGAUUGGGUGUUGCCGGGCUAUCGUUGGUGCUGACACUAACAAUUCGCAUGGGCCGAGCUUCUUCUGGAAUGACGGCGGACGAAAAGGCCGAAAUAGAACACAGAGGAAUGAGGCAGACUGGCGUAGUUUGUGAGGCUUGGUAG